AUGGGCAAUUCUAUGACUCAGUCGUCUACCCCCAGUGAAGAUAUCCCUGCAAAAUGUUGCGAGAUCCAUAGCCCGCCCAGUUCGACCCACAAGAUUAACACACCAGAAACAUCAACGGCUCCAUCUCCCUCAAUUAUUCUCAAACCUCGUCCAUCUCCACUUACGCACCUCGACAAUCAGGCAGGGUCCGAGAUCACGGAUCCACAAGACAUGGACAACUGGUUCACUCCCUUGUCGUCUCCCAAGGAAGAUAUCCCUGCAAAAUCGCACGACAUACACAGUCCGUCCAGUUCGAGGACUCUAAUGUCGUCUCCCAAGGAAGAUAUCCAUAGAUGGAAUGAUAUCCAGAGUCCGUCUGACACGCUCCUGAUUGAUCCACAAAACCAGUGGCUCCUACAGGAGAUCCUACGUUAUGGAGAUUUAGCACAUGCCAUGAGCAUAGCUUUCAAACUGGGCUCAUACUGUGGGAAUUGUCAACACCAUCUGGGGAUGCUUUUGAAAGAAAUACGCCUCAACAAGCAUGGUUACGAAGUGACCAAAUUUAUCUAUGCCCAUCUUGGUUCGUCUGGUUCGAUGGGUAAUGGGGGAGGCGCUCAGAGAGAUGAUUCAAAUUUGAUUGGCUACGUAGCGGUCAGCAAUGAAGUUGAAUUGCAUCGGAUUGGACGUAGGGACAUUGCCGUUGCAUGGCGUGGGACCAAAACAUGGUCGGAGGUUCGUAAAGUUAUUAAAACCAAUCUUGUACACAUUGACGAUGAUGAUGUGAUGGUGUCAGGUGAGUUCAAUAGCAUCUACACAUCCAAGACUGACUCAUCCAUAUACAACAAGUUAAGUGCAUCAGAACAAGUGAUGGGAGAAGUGAGAAGGCUUGUGGAGUUGUACAAAGAUAAGGGUGAAGAGGUAGGCCUCACCAUCACUGGCCACAGCCUAGGUGGGGCCCUAGCUCUCCUCAAUGCUUACGAGGCUGCCUCCUCCCUUCCCCACCUCUCGAUCUGUGUUGUCUCUUUCGGGGCCCCACAAGUCGGUAAUGGGCCAUUUAGAGACAAGCUCAAACAAAUGGAAGUGAAAACAAUCCGGGUGGUGAUUGAGAAAGAUAUCGUCCCGAUGUUGCCUGGGAGACUUGUCAAUGAGAACGUAUACAAAUGGAUGUUCAAAUUAGUGGGGCAGGAGAACUUUCUGUUCAAACAUGUGGGAAAGAAAUUGACGCUGGAUGCAGAUGGAUUUAACAUGCCGGAAGCACAUAACCUAAAGACAUACCUUUCUCAUCUGAACAGUUCCGAUGGUUCAGCCUCCGAGCUUCCAUGUGGAUGCUCGUCCUGA
Magnolia sinica is the source of this 1317-nucleotide messenger RNA. Its product is annotated as phospholipase A1-Igamma1, chloroplastic-like. Lineage: Eukaryota; Viridiplantae; Streptophyta; Magnoliopsida; Magnoliales; Magnoliaceae. Gene Ontology annotation, molecular function: glycerophospholipase activity. The transcript has a single exon. The coding region runs from base 1 to 1317 and encodes 438 amino acids. The record is from RefSeq and is a predicted model, not a curated record. Gene Ontology annotation, biological process: lipid metabolic process.